Molecule: messenger RNA, 2054 nt
Organism: Andrographis paniculata
Lineage: Eukaryota; Viridiplantae; Streptophyta; Magnoliopsida; Lamiales; Acanthaceae
Product: alpha-galactosidase-like
Exons: 14
Coding region: 352-1665 (437 amino acids)
Biological process (GO): carbohydrate metabolic process
Molecular function (GO): hydrolase activity, hydrolyzing O-glycosyl compounds
Source: RefSeq, a predicted model, not a curated record
AUAUAGCAUGUAGUGCACCCCUCCCCCUCCUCCUCCUCCUUUUAGGACGUAGGAUCGAUAUUAUUAUUAGUAUCAUUGUAAUUGUUAUUAUUAUUAUUAGUCGCAGGCCCUGCCCUUCCUUGCUCCCUUGGUAGGUCUCUUCAUUCACUGUAAUCUCCUUCCGUCGUCUCUCUUUCUGUCGGUCCCUCCGUCCCGUCGCCCGUCUUUCUCUCUGUCUGUCUGUCUGUCUGUCGGCUCUUAUAUAUAUAUAUAUAUAUAUAUAUUAUAUAGUGGAGGAUAGGAGAGGAAAAGGAUAGCCAGUCCCCGUUAUCUUGAUAAACAAAAACAUACAAUUGAUAAUUCACUCAUACGAUGGGCGCUGCUGCUGCUGCUGCUGUCAAACAUUCUUCUUCUACUAGUAUUGGGAUGGGGCGACGCCGGCGUCUGUCGCUGCCAUCACUUGUGAUUUUUCUGGCCUGCUCCUGCCUCUUAUUCAGUGCCUCCGCGACAUCUGCUCGACCGACCAAGUGGUUCACGGCUUCCCACAACCGCUCCCGCUCCCACUCCCAUUCCCACUUUCGGAAAGCUCUUCUGGAAAACGGUCUUGGCGGAACUCCUCAGAUGGGAUGGAACAGCUGGAAUCAUUUUCAGUGCAACAUCGAUGAGAAGCUGAUCAAAGAAACAGCUGAUGCAAUGGUAUCAACGGGGCUUUCCGCGCUUGGAUAUGAAUAUAUUAACCUCGAUGAUUGUUGGGCUGAAUCAAGUAGGGACUCCAAGGGGAAUUUGAGGGCCAAAGAAUCUACAUUUCCUUCUGGAAUGAAAGCACUGGCAGAAUAUGUCCACAAGAAAGGACUAAAAUUCGGAAUUUACUCCGAUGCUGGGACUCAGACAUGCAGCAAGCAAAUGCCUGGAUCACUUGGAUACGAAGAGCAAGAUGCAAAAACUUUUGCCUCAUGGGGCGCGGAUUACUUGAAGUAUGACAAUUGCAACAACAAUGGUGUCAGCGGUAGGGAAAGGUAUCCCUUAAUGGGAAAGGCUCUGCUCAACUCCGGGAGGUCCAUAUUCUUCUCUCUAUGUGAAUGGGGGCAAGAAGAUCCAGCCACCUGGGCCAAAUCUAUUGGAAACAGUUGGAGAACAACUGGAGACAUUAGUGAUGACUGGGAGAGUAUGAUUUCUCGAGCGGAUAUGAACGACAAAUGGGCAGCGUAUGCAGGGCCAGGUGGAUGGAACGAUCCGGACAUGUUGGAAGUUGGGAAUGGUGGGAUGAGCACUGAAGAAUAUCGAUCACAUUUCAGCAUAUGGGCAUUGGCGAAAGCUCCUCUGCUGAUUGGGUGUGACAUUCGGUCGAUGGACAGUGUGACAAAGGAUCUGUUGACCAACAAGGAGGCUAUUGCCGUAAACCAAGAUAAGCUUGGCAUUCAAGGGAGGAAGCUCAAGAAAUAUGGGGAUUCAGAGGUGUGGGGAGGAGCGCUGAGCGGGGGCAGGCAUGCGGUGGUUUUAUGGAACAGAGGGUCCUCGCAGGCCACCAUUACUGCCUACUGGUCCGACUUAGGCCUCCGCUCCACCACUGUUGUUGAUGCCCGCGAUGUUUGGGCGCAUUCCACCCAAAGCUCCCUCCAAGGGCAGAUCUCCGCGGAGGUGUCUCCCCACGAUUGCAAAAUGUAUGUUCUUACUCCAAAGAAAUAAGCUAAUAAGCUGGUCGGAGUGGGUUGUUGGCUUGGCUGUUGACGAAAAUAGUCAGUACAGUGCAAGUCGUCUGCGAAUUUUCAGCUUCUAGUUGUCCACCGCCUCCGUGAAUAAUAUCUUCUUAUCCACACACCCACACCCACCCAUAUUGUAUUUCAUUAAAUUAUUUCUUUCUUUCUUUUAUUUUGUCAUGUAUGUAUUGUAAUUGGGGUGAGGUGUUGUUACCUACAAUAAAAUCACGAGCUCAAACAAGUCCGACACUCCUUGUCGGUCAAACCAAAAGUUAUCCAAAUUGAGUUUGAGCUCGGUUGAUUUGUACUAAUAAUAAAGUUGAGGCUGGCCGGUAUUAGUUGGAAACAAAUCAAUACCACUUCCAAUUCAAUCUUUCA